Fusarium fujikuroi IMI 58289 is the source of this 3231-nucleotide messenger RNA. Its product is annotated as related to transport protein USO1. Lineage: Eukaryota; Fungi; Ascomycota; Sordariomycetes; Hypocreales; Nectriaceae. Gene Ontology annotation, biological process: vesicle fusion with Golgi apparatus; endoplasmic reticulum to Golgi vesicle-mediated transport; intracellular protein transport. The coding region runs from base 1 to 3231 and encodes 1076 amino acids. The record is from RefSeq and is a predicted model, not a curated record. The transcript has 6 exons. Gene Ontology annotation, cellular component: cytoplasm; Golgi stack; Golgi membrane.
AUGUUCUCUAUUGCCAGUGCCCCGGCGAAACAGUCGGUUGGUGAGACCAUCGACGUUCUAAGCGGUCGCCUCAGUUCAGCAACUUUGCUAGAAGACCGAAGAGCUGCAAUUCUGGGUCUUCGCAGCUUCGCCAAAGAUUAUCCAGCUUCUGUAGCUUCGGGUGCCUUAAGAGGUCUAAUAGGAAGUCUAAGCAAAGACGGCGAAGAUGUCGACACCGUCAAAGUGGUACUCGAGACGUUGUUAAUGCUCUUCAACCCUAAUGAAGAUAGUCCUGAAGCUUCGGAGGAGAUCGCCCUGUGGUUGGCCGACGAGUUCACUCAACGCCAAGAGAACAUUACGUUACUGCUCGAUUUCCUCGAAACAAACGAUUUCUAUUCCCGUCUAUAUUCUUUGCAAUUACUAGCCGCCAUACUUUCGGCACGUACAGAACGCACCGAGGAAUGUAUCUUCACUGCUCCCCUUGGUAUACCGCGGCUGGUUUCCGUCCUCGAUGACCAACGCGACGCUAUACGCAACGAAGCUAUUGUUCUCCUGACCUACCUCACACCGACAUCGAUCGAAAUACAGAAGCUGGUGGCUUUUGAGAAUGCUUUUGAAAGAUUGUUUGCCAUUAUCGAAGCCGAUGGAGCUCUCGUAGAAGGAGGUCGCACUGUUGAGGACUGCCUGAUCCUUUUGGCCAACCUCCUUCGGUCAAACAGCUCAAACCAGGCCCUGUUCCGGGAGUCGGGUUGCAUGAACCGCUUGUCGGAUUUAUUAGGUCGAGUUCUGAAACCUCAAACUGAUGGAUCUGAAAUCGCUUCGUGGGCAGCAGCGCAACGAAACCGAAAUGUCUAUGCUUUCCUCGCCGUCAUUCGUCUAUUUGUUGUCAGGGGCUCCGCAGGUACCUCAUUGAAUCAAACAGCUAUAUGGAAGCAUGGUCUUGCCUACCACAUUCUACAACUGGCCUUCAGCCAUGAAGCGCAAAUACAAAUCAAGGCCGAGGCUCUUGUCACUUGUGGUGAUGUGAUUCGGCAAAAUGCACCUCUUCAGGAGGCAUUUGCUCAAAUGAUGGUUUUGGCUCCUUUGGCUAAGAAUGGCACGGCUGAUGGACAGGCCAGCCAAGGCGAAAAGGUGUUCGUUAUCGACGGCUUAUUAGACCUGACAUUGUGUCUACAGGACCUCCAAGAAUUCGAUGUUCGUUUUGCGGCGGCUGAGUGCUUGCAAGCUUAUUUUUCACAUCACCCAGCUGUAAGACUGCACUUUCUUGGCCGCGCCAUUGAAGGACAUCAAUCCGGGGCCAACGAGUCUUCCAACGUUUUGACAGUUCUUCUGCAGCCUCCAGUUGAGUCCUCGGAUCCAUACAGGCAAUGGUUCGCUGCUGUGAUCACUUUCCAUCUCUUGCAUGAAAACUCGGAAGCCAAGUCAGAAGCCUUGGGCUUGACUGAAGGUGAUUCGGAAGACGGGGAAGAGGUUGUGACUGCCAUCCAAACUCUUUCAGCUCACGUUACGUCAGGCCUUCGUAGAGGUGACGAUACGCGGGUUUUGGUCGGUUAUCUUAUGCUACUCUUGGGCUGGCUUUUUGAGGAUCUCGAUGCAGUGAACGACUUUCUCGCCGAGGGAAGCAAUGUUCAAAGCCUGAUUCAAGCUGUUUCACAACCUCCAACCAUAGGCGGUGGCGAGAUCGUUCAGGGACUAUGCACUAUGUUGCUUGGUGUUGCUUACGAAUUCUCAACAAAAGACUCACCAAUUCCAAGAGCAACAUUACUCUCUAUCUUAACGGCUCGCAUAGAUCGAGAUGUAUACCUAGAUCGCCUAUCGAAACUUCGCAGCCACCCUUCUAUUCGUGAUUUCGAAGUCUUGCCUCAAAAGCUGGACGCUUCGUCUCCAGGGCGACUCCCCGAUGUCUUCUUCGACAGGGAAUUUGUUGAGUUCUUCAAGGACAACUAUAGCCGGAUAGCACGUGCUAUUGACAGAGAGCCCGGCAUGGAAAUAUCUGUCGUCACCAACGGUGUUCAGAAAGGUGUUUCAAGGGAACUUGUAGACUCUCUCAGGAGCCAGGUCGAGGAAAAGCAGAAUACUGUGAACGAGAUCCAGGAAAAGCUAGCAGUACUUCAGGGGCAGUUAGGACAGGAACAGGCGGAUCAUCGCAGAUCAAAGGAAACCGCUGCUCUAGAAAUGCAACGGGUCAAAACCGUGAAUGAAGGGUUACAAAAGCAUCAUAGCGAAGAGCUGCGGAAGCUUCAGGGCCAAUUGGUGUCCAAGGAGAAUGAUCAGCGUAAGCAGGUUGCUCAAUUACAAUCUCAAUAUUCGAUUAAGGAGAACGAGUAUCAAAAGCAAAUUGCUCAGCUGCGUUCACAGCAAACAGCACAAGAAAAUGACCAUCAGAAGCAGCUCGAACUAGUUCGGAAAGUGGCCGAGGCCGAAGCAGAGAAGAUUAGACGAAGGACGGAUGCGGAAGUGGCAGAUCUCAAAGCGAACAUCAGUCGUCUCGAAGUUGUUCUGAUGAAGUCCCAAAAGGAGUACAAUGCACUACAGCUGCAACGCAAGAACGAGAUAGAUAUGCAAAGAGAGAAAUAUGAGAAGGUGCUAGGGCAUCUUCGUCAGGAAUACGAAGACUUCAAGACCCAGUCUAAGGCUAAAGCAGAUGAGAAACAGGCCAGGUUCAAAGAGGAAUUGCAAGGCCUCUGCGAUAGAAAAGAUGCCGAGAUAGACGCUUAUCGAGACCAGAGUCAGGUGGACCUGGAGCAGCAGAAAUUGAAGACCAAGGAAGCAGAAGAGAAGUGCCAGAGCUUCAAGAAGCAGCUCAGCGGAGGGGACGCUGGAAAGAAGGGCUUGGAGGCUAAGCUCAGGAAUAUGGAAUCGGAACUGUCAGCUGCCAACAAAGCAAAGGACGCAGCCGAGAAGCAACUAUCAGAAUUGAAGGAGGCAGCAAAAGAGGAGGCCAAGAAGGCUAGAGAGGCGACUGAGAAGAAGCUGCAGGAGUCAAAUGAGGCUCGAGAGACCACUCAGUCCGAACUUGAUGACCUCCUGAUGGUAUUUGGCGAUUUGGAGGAAAAGGCUCGUCUCGUUGAGCUUGGAGAAACUGUAUCAGAUGGCGAAGACGAUGAUGGUGAGGAAGACGAUGACGAUGACGACGACGACGACGACGACGAUGACAACGACAAUGAAGGAGAAAAAGACGGCCAAGAGUCUGAGAAUAACGACGACGAAAAGGAAGAGACGAAACAGAAGCCGAAAGCCAAAAAAAUAUAA